AUGAAUGAUAUAUUAUUUAGGAAAUUUAAUAUAUUUCAGAAUCCAGAAAAUAAACCAUUAGAAGAUUUAAAACUUGAAAUUCAAAUUAAUGGAAUUAUUAAAAGAAUUCCAGCAUUAGAUAAAUAUUGGGUUGAAAAAAAAUACUUUUUAAAUUAUGAAACACCAAAUUUAAUAGAUUCAAAUGGAAAAGAUAUUAUUGGAGCCAAAGAACAAUGGUUUGAACUUACUAGUUUUAUUUUAAAUGAUUUAAUUUGGUUACGUUAUUUACCUUUCUAUAAGUUUUGGUCCAAUAUUAUUUUUAACCCAUGUAUAAUGAAUUCAAUUAUUACAUUUCUACAAGAGGCACCAAAUUUUUAUACUUUAGAAUAUUUUUAUAAUACAUAUCAUUUAAGGGAACAUUUUAAUAUGAUUAGAAAAAAUAUUCUCAUUGUAUUUACUAGACUAGUAACAAAUAAAGAAAGCCCUACAGAAUAUAUCAAUUUGCAAGAGCAUGCACAGUUAUUAUAUAAUAAGUAUAUAUUUACUGUACCAAUUUUAAUGGAGUUAUGUCAACAAUAUGGACGUGAUAAUAGAAGAAUUGUAGAAAAAAUUGUUAAUUCUGUAUUUGUCUUACAACCAUUUUAUAAAGCAGAUCUUGAAAAGGCUAUUAUAUUUAUUAUACAAGCAUUAACAAAAAUUGAGAAAAGAUUUGAAGAUUGCCCUACUAAUCAAAAAGGAAAACCAAUUCUUCUUUCUGAAAGAGGUGGAGCAAAUGUUGAAAUAACUUUCCCUAAUCUGGAAUACUUAAUACUAUACUUGCUUGAUACAGUAUCUACAAUCAGUAUAUUUUUAGAUAUUUAUGAUGCUUGUGUGGAUAGUUUUAAAGUUGAAGAUUUUCCAGCAAAAAUAAUAUCAAUAUAUAGUAAUACAAUACCAGAAAUUUAUAAAAGAUUAAAUGAUCUAGCAUCAGUAGAUGAAACUGUACAAAAAUAUGUUGAAUUAAAACACAGGCUUGAUGUUAUAAGGAUAGAAAUUUUACAUAUUUAUCGAACAAUUAUUUAUAAACAAAUAAAAAAUAUUGGAGAAGAUUUUUUAUUAAACUUGAUGUACAUAUUAUCUGAAAGAAAAUUCAUAAUUGAUUAUCAUAAUGUUUAUCCUGUUACUGAUGAUUUUCAAACAUUAUUGAAUCUUUAUCCCGAUCUUGAUAUAAUAAAAUGUGAAUUUAUUGUAAAUUCUAUUUUCUCUUGUUUGGAUGAACCAGUUUUUUCUUUAAGAUGUACUUCAAUUGAAAGAAUUCCUGAUAUGAUAAAAUCUAAUUAUGUUCAAAGCAAUGACAUAUUAGAAACAAAAAAUAAAACUUCUAUUGAUAAAACAAAUGCCAAAUCUGAAGUUGAAUUAUUAUCUCUAAUAUCCGACAUAAAAGAUAUUUUUUGUAAUCUUAGUGAAGGAAUGAUUCAGAAAUGUCUUACGUAUUAUAAUUACAAUAAAGAGUCAGUUAUAAAUGCUGUUUUAGAGGAUUGUUUACCAGUUGAAUUAAAGAGCUUAGAUCCUACUCUUCCAUAUCUUCCAUCGGAUUCAGAAAAAUUAGCACCUACAAUUGAUUUAUCGAACGAAAUAGAAAAGUUAAAUGUUAGUGAAAAUAAUCAAUUUGACAUUAUGACUAAAGAUGUUACAGAUUCUAUAAGCAUACAUAAAGGCAAAAGAAAAGAUAAAUAUGAAAAUUUGAAUGAGCUAUUAAAUGAAAAAUCUCAUAUAGCUGAAUCGAAAAAUAUUUAUAAUAAAUAUAGUAUAGUUACAAGUGAAUAUGAUGAUGAAUAUGAUGAUACCUAUAAUGAUCAAAAUGUUGGUUCAAAUAUUCAAGAUGAUAUUGUUGAAGUUGAUGCCAGACCUUUUAUUACGCCUAGAGUAUUUAGUACAUUCAAAAAAAGAAAUUAUUCUGAAGGAGUCGAAGAAAAUUUUGAGUUUAAAACAGAU
Messenger RNA from Ceratosolen solmsi marchali, 1953 nucleotides. Its product is annotated as activating signal cointegrator 1 complex subunit 2. Gene Ontology annotation, molecular function: ubiquitin binding. The record is from RefSeq and is a predicted model, not a curated record. The transcript has 13 exons. The annotation marks the transcript as partial. Gene Ontology annotation, biological process: regulation of DNA-templated transcription. NCBI's taxonomy places the organism in Eukaryota, Metazoa, Arthropoda, Insecta, Hymenoptera, Agaonidae.